This is a messenger RNA of Loa loa (African eye worm), 318 nucleotides long. RefSeq lists its product as hypothetical. Gene Ontology annotation, cellular component: membrane. The record is from RefSeq and is a predicted model, not a curated record. The coding region runs from base 1 to 318 and encodes 105 amino acids. Gene Ontology annotation, biological process: stabilization of membrane potential; potassium ion transmembrane transport. NCBI's taxonomy places the organism in Eukaryota, Metazoa, Nematoda, Chromadorea, Rhabditida, Onchocercidae. The transcript has 2 exons. Gene Ontology annotation, molecular function: potassium ion leak channel activity.
AUGAAAAGCAAAAAAUUAUGGACAGCAAGUAGUGCUAUAUUUUUUGCAGCAACUACAAUGGCUACUAUAGGCUACGGUAAUAUUGUACCGGUAACAUCAUAUGGACGAAUUGCUUGCGUUAUAUUUGCAUUAUUUGGUGUACCAUUGGCUAUUAUAACAAUUGGUGAUGUUGGCAAAUUUUUAUCGGAAUGUAUAAUAUGGCUUUAUAAUAAGAUGAAAAGAUCUCGUUGUUCGUUAAAAUAUUAUUUCGACAAUUUUAGAGGGAAAAUUGCUCGUUUGUUUCAUUUCUUUUUUAUUAUAUUUAAUCGUAAAAUUUAA